AUGCCCAUAGUCACGAACGCGCGAGUUCUGUUUAACGAUGUCCCCAAAGGUUACCCUGAACCCGGGAGGACGACAGUAUACGACACCUCCUUGGAAAUCGACGUCGAAAAGACGCUGCCUGAUGGCGGCUUCCUUAUCAAGACGUUAGUCCUUGCGAUAGAUCCGUACAUGAGACACAGGAUGAGAGAUCGUACUGUCAAAAGCUAUAUGCCUGCAUUUGAAAGGGGUCAGCCCCUGGAGAACUUCGGUGUUGGGGUCGUCCUCCGCUCUGAACACUCCUCUGUUUCCGCCGGAGAUCAUCUGUAUGGGUUGUUUCCGUUCCAGGAAUACUUCGUCUCGAAGGAUCCGGGACCAUUCCGGGUGCUAGACAAUAAGGAGCAUCUGCCGUGGUCUACCUAUGUCGGCGUGUGUGGCAUGCCCGGCCAGACGGCGCAUCAUGGAUGGAGGGAGUACGCGCGCCCAAAGAAGGGAGACGUCGUGUUUGUGACUGCAGGCGCAGGUACUGUUGGCGCCACUGUCAUCCAGCUUGCGAAAAUGCAAGGCCUCAAAGUUAUCGCGUCUGUUGGAUCUGAAGAGAAAGUUUCCUUCAUAUCGUCGAUCGGCGCGAAUGUUGCGUUCAACUACAAAACAGACAGCACGCUCGACAUCCUGGAGAAAGAGGGACCGAUCAAUAUGCACGUUCCUUCAUCUAGCGGCGAAAGCCUUGAAGCUGCGCUCGAGACCGCAGCUGUGGACGCGUGUUUUAUUGAAUGUGGGAUGAUCUCGGGCUACAACGAAGAGCCUUACUAUGUGAAGAACCUCGACAGAAUCUUUAAACAAGGAAUUCAACUGUGUGGAUUCGCCGUCCUCCGACUGCAGAAGUGGGACGACGAGUUCUACAAGACUAUCCCCGGAAUGGUUUCUCGGGGAGAGAUCCAGUAUAGCGAGAACGUCAAGCGCGGACUGGAGCAUGUCGGCCAGGCGAUUUUAGACGUGCAAGUUGGACGAAACAAAGGGAGGACCGUCAUCCUCGUUCAAGAUGAAUGA
Molecule: messenger RNA, 1026 nt
Organism: Fibroporia radiculosa
Lineage: Eukaryota; Fungi; Basidiomycota; Agaricomycetes; Polyporales; Fibroporiaceae
Exons: 11
Coding region: 1-1026 (341 amino acids)
Molecular function (GO): oxidoreductase activity, acting on the CH-CH group of donors, NAD or NADP as acceptor
Source: RefSeq, a predicted model, not a curated record